UGUACAAAUAUGUAUAAUUUAGGUUUCUUCUAAGUUGCAACCAAACAACUUACCAAACUCAUAAAAACUGAAAACGAAAAAAGGAAAAAAGUUCAAAAAAAGAAUAAGCCCAACUAGCCCUAUACAUCUCAUCUGCCAGAGCCGCCAUCUACCCAAGUUGGAAGGUGCUGCGUCAAGGGAUUGCGUUGAGGGAGGUUGGCUAGUUAUUUGUGAACCACGGCGAGCAAAGAACUUCUGGGCGAAGAGCCGAUCGAGUGUGAGCGAAGUGCGAACGAUCGAAGUGUAGAAGAUAUCUAGAUAUGAUAGCAGCUAUUUCGUGGAUUCCUAAAGGGGCUGCUAAGUCAGUCCCAGCUGCAGCUGAGCCUCCUUCGAAAGAGGAAAUUGAAGAGAUUCUCAAGAGUGGCAUUAUUCCAAAAGGCGAUGAAGCUGAAAAUGGAGAAGACAAUAAAGAAGACACUGAUGAAGAAAUGAGCAUUGGUGCAUCUGGAUAUGACAAAAAUGAAGAAGAAAAUGACGACCCAAAAGCCAGUGCUGCUAAUAUAACUGAAGCUAUGAAGGAAUUGGACAUGGAAAAUUAUGAUGAUGAGGAAGAAGGUGCCGAAAUCUUUGGUCCAGGACUUAAGGACUUGUAUUAUCCAAGUAACAACUUAGACCCGUAUCUUAAAGAUAAGGAUGACUAUGACUCUGAGGAGGAAGAGGACACUGCUAUAAAACCAGAUGAUGCCGUUAUUGUUUGUGCGCGUAAUGAAGAUGAUGUCAGUCACCUUGAGAUAUGGAUAUUGGAGGAUUCUACAGAUAAUGAAUUGAACAUGUAUGUUCACCAUGAUAUCAUAAUUCCAGCAUUCCCUCUGUGUACAGCGUGGCUUGAUUGCCCUCUUAAAGGAGGGGAGAAAGGCAACUUUAUGGCUGUGGGCUCCAUGGAACCAGCCAUUGAAAUUUGGGACCUUGACAUUAUAGAUGAAGUUCUACCAUCUGUUGUCUUAGGAGGCGUUUCUGCAAAAAAGAAGGGGAAAAAGAAAUCGAUCAAAUACAAAAAGGGCAGCCACAAAGAUUCAGUACUUGGCCUUGCUUGGAACAAGGAGUAUAGAAAUGUUAUAGCUAGUGCUAGUGCUGACAAAUCAGUCAAGAUUUGGGAUGUGUCAACAGAAACAUGUAAUCUCACUAUGAAAGACCAUGAUGACAAGGUGCAAGCAGUUGCGUGGAAUCCAUUUAAGCCCCAAAUUCUUCUUUCCGGAUCAUUUGAUCAUUCUGUUAUCUUGAAGGAUGUAAGGCAACCAUCUCAUGAUGGAUUUAAGUUUUCAGUGGCUGACCAAGUUGAGAGCUUGAAAUGGGACCCCCAUGCCGAGCAUUCGUUUCUGGUGAGUAUGGAAAAUGGAACCAUAACUAGUUUUGAUAUUCGGGUGGCUGCUGAUCCCAAUUCUACUUCAAAGAUGAAGCCAAAUUUCACCCUUCAUGCUCAUGACAAAGCAGUUUGCUCCAUUUCUUUUAACCCAUUGGUGCCAAAUCUUAUUGCAACAGGCUCCCUAGAUAAAACGGUAAAAUUAUGGGAUUUGUCCAACAAUCAACCUUCAUGUCUUGCCACGAGGAAUCCCAAAGCGGGGGCUGUAUUUUCUAUUUCCUUCUCAGAUGACUGCCCGUUCUUGCUAGCUAUAGGCGGCUCUAAAGGAAAGCUUGAGAUGUGGAAUCUUUCAACCGAAGAUGCUAUCGCCAGGAAAUAUGAUCAGUAUGUUCGCACAAGGUCUAAAUCUAAGCAGUAAUUUUAAUGGAUUUUGAAAUCCAUUUCUUGUUUUAUGUAUCAAUGUGAGGAUUGUGAGCCUGCCAAACUUGCUAGGUUGCAACAAUUUUGUAGAUGACACAUCAUUUUUUUAGAUUAUAUGAAUUCACACACUUGCAGGUGUCCUUUAUGACCUUUUUUUGUCCACAGCUCUGGCCUAGGUGCAAAAAAACGUUUCUCCCUUUCUCAUUUAAAC
Molecule: messenger RNA, 1970 nt
Organism: Cuscuta epithymum
Lineage: Eukaryota; Viridiplantae; Streptophyta; Magnoliopsida; Solanales; Convolvulaceae
Source: the annotation of a GenBank genome assembly